Molecule: messenger RNA, 1491 nt
Organism: Oikopleura dioica
Lineage: Eukaryota; Metazoa; Chordata; Appendicularia; Copelata; Oikopleuridae
Source: the annotation of a GenBank genome assembly
AUGCGUCUCGACGUAGAAAGUCUUUCGAGAGUCGUCUCCUUAAUUGAUCCGGCAGAAGUUUCAACUCUUUGCGAUGGAAAAAUCGAUGCGGUUUUUUUCACAAGAAACGAAGGAGAUAACAAAGAAACAAUAGCCAUGGAGUAUUAUGGUCUGAAGUACGCGGAAGAUCGUAUCUAUAAAGAUCGUUAUCCAAGAGAAAUGCCGUUUCGAGAUGCAAUCAACCGCACCAAAGUUGCUGAGUACUAUUCUUCUGAUGUCAAAUGCGCUCAAUUACAAUUUCCCUGGAGCACGAUCCUUGAUGAAGAAAUUUCGAAGCAAACUCAUCUCAAGAGCAGACAAAGAAGUGACGAGUUCAAGGAAAUGAUAGAAAUAAUUAAACAUACAAGGAGACCAGUGUUUAUCAGAGAAGCGGCGAAAAAAUUUCUGAAAAUAAAUGGAAUUGAAAAAAUUGCCGUGAUGCAUUGGCGAUAUGAUGAUAACGACUAUAUUCACAAUAAAAAUUGGCGAAGGCAAAUGGCGGAGGAUUUUAUAAUGGAGAUAAGGGAUGAUUACGACGAAAAUCUUAUUCUCGACGAGAAAAAUCUUUACGACGACAUUCUGUAUGGAAGCUUCCAAGAUUCCUACUGGAACUUGACGUACAAGGAAAUCAUGUUCUACACUUGGACGGAGCAAAAGGCGCCAAAUGUCAAAUUCGUCUAUCGAGGCGACGAUGACAAUUUUUUGAACCCGCUUGGAUUGAUGAAGUUUUUUGACGAGCACUGGAGCCAAGCAAAUGCAGAACCAGCCUUGUGGGGUGGAAUAAUAAAGGAAAACAAUUCGUUGCUUGGCCAAGGAAUGAAAGUGGAAGAAAUAAGAAAAGAGAGAAAAGCUGAUGUGUGGCCAGGGUUGAAAUUUCCCCCUUAUCCUGCUGGUUCGGGCCAAAUCAUCAAUCGAAACGCUUUAUUCGUUCUUGGAAGCCAGAUGCAGCGCACUCCAAUAACUUCUGUUGAUGAUGCCUUUGUUGGAAUUUGCAUGCUGUACGCUGGCUUCGAACAGGGCCCGGAAGGCUACUGUGUGCCAACGGAAUCGAAUUGCUCCUGCGCCGAUUGUGUAGAUUUUCUUGAACUCGAAAAUUAUAAAAAUGCUAUUCUCGAUCAUGAGAUGGGCGUCACCUGCUGUUCAUUGGUUCAAGUACAUUCGAAAAUGCUUUUUAGAGGUAUUUACAGGAAAAUCAUCAUCGAUGAAGAAAACGCUGAAUACGUCUCUCAAGAAGUUUCGAAAGAUAAACCUGUUUUUAAGCUUGUUUAUGGGAAAAUAAACUCUGAGGAGUCUGGUUGGCAUAUUUUGAUGGUUCAAAAUGACACUUAUAACCCAUUUUAUGCUUUUGGCGAAACAACUAGCAAGAACAACUGCCCAAAAAAGCUGAUUGGUUCUGGACCUUUCGUUGGAAAAGAAGCGUCUGUUCACUGUUACCACAUGAAAUACGACGAGAUGACGAUAUCGGGAUUAUGA